Amoebophrya sp. A120 is the source of this 1224-nucleotide messenger RNA. The record is from the annotation of a GenBank genome assembly. NCBI's taxonomy places the organism in Eukaryota, Dinophyceae, Syndiniales, Amoebophryaceae.
CGAGUCGAAACCUUCUCGAACGGUCUGAUGCAAUCCGAGCCAAGGCAACUUCAGUUUCUUGGAAAUCAAAUUCGUUUUUCGUUUAGUAGACUGGUGUUGAGAAGCAUGAAUUAUCUACUUUAUCGAUGAUCAUGUUGAACACGACAGAACAAAAAGAAGAGUCACAGCACACAAUUUCUGCCUGCCCCUGGCCCUGCCGAACAGAAAAUCAUACCGGCCGCUCUAGUAUUUCCCCUCAGGAGGAGCACCAGCAGCACUACAACCGUGCAAAAGUUGUAUCGCACUCGUAGUAAUCGCAGUCAUGCAUUACAAAUCUCGAUCCCAAGGCAAAACAGCAUGACAAACUCCAUUUCUCAUGCUGACUGAAUUUGUCAUGCGAUUUCUACUAGAAGCACGAUACUUUUGCAAUGCAUAUCAAAAACUGUAUGUUGACGAAGUUGAACGGAGAAACCAGAAAGGAGAAAUUGUACGGGGACGUGAGCACCAACAUGCACAACCAGGGGCACUAGAUAUUAACUCUUGUAAACGAUAGACUAAACAACCGCCACGCCGUUGCCGGAACAAGAACGCCGUCACGAACAUCAGGAGCUGGUGCUCUACAAAUAUAUAUGACCUGUCAACGCAUAAGAGGAGCUACUUGUUUUCGCGGUCGCGCACCACUUUACUAUUACUCAGAUUCUGAACAAAAAAUGCCACUCGCCAAAUCGCUUAAAUUACGUGAUUUACCGUGGAGCUCCCUUUCGUAUCACACAUUCUUCAUCUUGCUUGGUUUUGCUAUAUACCAACUCCGACGCGGCUGAGGCUGACGCAGACUCAUCACAAAAUAAUAGCAGCUCUGCCAUCCAAGAAAAAAAAACGAAAUUAUAUAGCUGCAACCACACGCAAGCAGGUAUGCAUAUUUUUCAAUGAACACUCGUGAUUCAGAAUGGCGAAGCGGUAUUUAUCACUCAAGUUGCCUUUUUUCUGUCCGUGAGGAACUUUUCAUGGGUCAGAAAAUCUGCAGGUUUCACCUAUACUUCAUGCGCAUGAACGGCGGGAAGCCUGUUUCUACAAAUUUUUCCUUGGUUCACCCGACUGUAUUUACCCCUCUCACCUCAUCUGCGAAAAAAAUGAAUGAAAAAGCAUGAUCAUGCUCGCCGCGUGGUGCAACGAAAAUGCUGAGUAGUAAAAGGAGCACCCGCUCGUGCUGUUCUCCGUCGAAGCGGCGAGAUGUCGCUGUGAAAG